Molecule: messenger RNA, 3112 nt
Organism: Daphnia pulex (common water flea)
Lineage: Eukaryota; Metazoa; Arthropoda; Branchiopoda; Diplostraca; Daphniidae
Product: vascular endothelial growth factor receptor 3-like
Exons: 15
Coding region: 78-2882 (934 amino acids)
Biological process (GO): positive regulation of kinase activity; multicellular organism development; cell surface receptor protein tyrosine kinase signaling pathway
Cellular component (GO): signaling receptor complex
Molecular function (GO): ATP binding; transmembrane receptor protein tyrosine kinase activity
Source: RefSeq, a predicted model, not a curated record
UUCGAUUUCUCCCUUCGAGCAAGGUGCGUCUACUUUGAAACAAUUUCGACAAAAUUCGUGAGUACCUCAAAUUGAAAAUGUCAAGAUCACGACGGACGUGCGUUUCAUCACUUGGGAAGUCGUUUCCACAGUUAGUAAGUAGUGGACAAACGGUUUGGUUGUUUCAAAUUUUCUUUCUCUUGUCGACUCUGAUCGUUCAGAGCCAACAGCAAUUCAAACUGACACUAGUCCCGAGCGGUGAUGAACAGGUGGUUGAAGCCGGUUCAACUGUAACAGUCACCUGUAUAUUGGCCGAUUACUUAAUUCUUCCCGAGCUGUCAAACGUGACGUGGACGACUGAAAACAGAAGAAACAUACAGGAUAUUGGCGGACGCCUGAAUUUGACUAGUAACACAAACGGCACCCACCUAAUAUCAAUGCUUACGUUAAGAAACGCAACAGCUGAAGACACAGGCUAUUUCGAAUGUAGCCAUUUAAUGUACUCCAGAAGAACAGUUUCGUCCCUCCGUCAAUACGUUUACGUUUACAGCUAUGAACAACUCGUCUUCGUACAAGACCAAGAAGAUCAAGAACAUCAAAGUUAUUUCAUCGCCGAAACAGGACAAGCUUUCACCGUCCCGUGCAAACCCACUCAUCCGAACGUCACCGUCGCUCUAUUUAAGGGAAAUCCACUCACCAAUUUUUCUGAGGUUUGGUUAUCCCAAAACAAUUCGGUGUGGUCGUUUGAACCGACGAGAGGAUUCACAAUAAAGAACAUUAGGGUUAAUCUAAAUGAAGAUACUCUUUACUUUUGUACUGGAACGCUGGACGUCAUCAAAGGAAAACGCGUCAAAAUUUCCGAAAAAAGAAUUGACGAUGACUUCCCAAAUUUUUUAAAAGGGUUUUUACCGAAAGAUAAGCUGCCAAUUACAGACUUUGCACCCUUCCUUUUAGGCGUAAUAGGAAUGGAACUGGAAAGGGUCGGCGAACCAAACGAUCCCGUAGAAGGAAGUAACGUCACUUUAAUCUGCAGCAUUUCAGCAUUACAAAGAAUGAGUUCGUCCCUUAUUUCAAUGUGGUCCUAUCAAAUCAAAGGCAACGGAGGAAUGCAAAUCAUUGAUGACAAAAACCCAGCACCACCAGGUAUCCUCACUACGGAAAAGAAUAAUAUUGGUGAAACUUAUACGUAUAGAGUUGACAAACGACUGUACCUGCACACCGUUAACCUUGGCACACCCUACACAAGAUUCCAAUGUUCAGUAAACAAUAGAAGGAGGGAUCGAAAAGAGAUUUCUUUCACAAUAAAAGAAAUAAACAACGAACCAGUAGUUAAUUCUAUCGCAUUGAAAAAUGAAACAGCCCAGAAUUUAACGUGCAACCGAUUAUCGCAACAUGUCAAAGUUCAGUGGUUCAAGAAUAACAGGAAAUACACCGGCAUAAUCUUCGAAACUGAAAUCGCGUCCGUUUUGCCACUCGAAGGAAGAGCAACUGAAAAUGGAACCUACGAAUGUCGGUGGAACAACAGCCGUGGCGAAGCGAGGCACAGGCAGUUUAUUGUCAGUUUCAUUAGAGUUGGAAUAAUCGACUCAAGUGAAGCAAAAUCAUUUGCUACAGUCAACGGAAUUUCAAUAACUUUUGCAGUUUUAUUUGCAAUUGGAGUUGGAAUCAGUAUCAAAAUUUACCUCGACAAGAAAAAGGUGGAAAAAUCCCUUGAAAGUAGACUGAAUGGCGACCCAGGCAAAAUCGACCCGGAUGUGCCGAUGGAAUAUCAAACGGAAUUCCUGCCCUACGACAAGAAAUGGGAAUUUCCCAGGAAAAGACUCAGACUUGGCCAACAACUGGGAGCUGGUUGUUUCGGGCGAGUCGUCAAAGCGGAAGCCGUGGGCAUUGGAGGAACUGAAACGGUGACCACAGUGGCCGUUAAAAUGGUUAAAGCAACUGCCCAGUCUGAUGACGCCUUGGCCGCUCUCAUCAGAGAAUUAAAAAUCCUCAUCUACAUGGGAUCGCACGUUAACGUCGUUAAUUUACUAGGGGCCUGCACCAAAACUAAUAACAAAGAAGAACUUUUGGUCAUCAUCGAUUAUUGUCGUUUCGGCAACAUACAAACAUAUUUGACAAAACAUCGCGACCAAUUCAUCAAUAAAUUGAACGAAUUCGGUGACUUGUCAUCACUUACUGAAACGGCGGAAACGGAAAUUAAUGAAAACGACAACAUCAACGAAGGAAACCCUCCCGUAUCAACAGUGGAUUUAAUCAGAUGGACUUUGCAAAUAGCUCGUGGGAUGGAAUUUUUGUCCAGCAAAAAGAUUCUGCACGGCGAUUUGGCCGCCCGCAAUGUCCUUUUAGCCGAUCACGGAAUCGUCAAAGUUGCCGAUUUCGGAAUGGCAAGGCAAAUGAAGGAUUACGAAUACGAGAAAAAGGGAGAGAGCUUAAUACCGAUCAAGUGGAUGGCGAUUGAAUCGCUUACAGCUAAAAUUUUUUCCAGUCAAUCGGAUGUCUGGUCCUACGGGAUUCUCUUGUGGGAAAUUUUCUCCCUCGGCAAAGUCCCAUACCCAGGAAUGAAUGGCAGGGAACUAAUGGAAGAUAUUCAAAAUGGAUAUCGAAUGACACCACCGGAAUAUUCUCCAAAUUUCUUCGGCCAAAUUAUGAAAAAUUGUUGGGAGAAAGAUCCAAAGCAAAGACCGAGAUUCUCUCAACUGUCAGAAAUGAUCGAAAAAUACGUGGAGUCAUUUGUCAGCAUCGACUAUUUAAAUAUAAAUUCCUCGUGUGAAAAUGGUGCAAUCAACGAGAUACUCGAACCUACUGCGACCAGUCGUUUAGAUAUCGUGACAAUUUUAAAUGAGAUCCGGCAAUCAGCUGAUGUGAACUAUUCUAUUGGUUAUUCAGAAUUGCAAGCAAAAUAGGCAACGUGACCUGCUUAACUAUGAUCAGUUAUCUUCACAAAAUGGUCUGAAUUUCUUCUAUUGGCAAAAUACACAACGCUGUUCAAAACUAGCCGGUAGCGCAUCAUCGAUAAGGAAGACGUAUCCUGCAUCAUGUUUUACACAAAUCGUGCGGGAAAACAAACGUUGACAUUUUCGUCUUAAUGUAGAUUUGAAUUAAUAAAAAUGUGACCCAUAAAUAUCAAGACACU